AUGGCACCAUUGAGCGUUUUGCUGACUUUGAGGUUGAGUUCAACCACAAGCCGCAAGACAGUUCGUGAGUAUGAAGAGGAGUUCAACCGGCUCAGGAGGUUUGUGGGAAGGGAGUUGGAGGACGAGGCAGUACAGGUCCGCAGGUUCAUCCGGGGCUUGAGAGCCGAACUCAAGACCUACUGCUCGGUCUACACCUUCCGCACUGUGUCUGAGUUGGUGGAGAGGAUGGCAAUCCUUGAAACUAACCUUGCUGAUGAGGCAAAUGUGAAGUCUAGAAGUCACGCGGCUUCUAGUGGAUCUGGUGGUGACCAGAAGAGAAAGAGAGACACGGCUGAAGAGGGUAAAACCUCAAGUGGUAGGCCAGAGUGCUCUAAGUGUGGAAGACGCCAUGGAGGCGAGUGCUGGAGAGCCAUGGGGGCUUGUACUCAUUGUGGUAAGAUUGAUCAUGCAGCUCGGGACUGUCCGGGACCGGAGCAAGGCCGAGGACAGGGUUCGGGUGGUGGUGGUACCUUUCACUGCCAUGGCUGUGGCAAGGCCGGACAUCUCCGUAGGCACUGUCCCAAGUCACAAGGUGGUCAGGAAAAGAGCCAUGGAGAGGCAAGCAAGCCGAGCCAGAACCGGGGUCAGUCCUCCACACCAAGGGUGUAUGAGCUGUCUAAGGACACAGAUGAGGCUGAACCGUUCAAGGCAAUCACUGGGACCUUGAGUAUUGGUGGUGUAGAAACACAUGUACUUUUUGAUACUGUUGCUACACAUAGUUUUGUGAGCCCAGGAAUGAUCGAAAAGGCUGGUGGCCAACAAAUGCAUUCAUUAGGGCGGAUUAAGGGGAUUCUGGUUGUGAUCAAAGACAUGGUAAUGCCUGCGGAUCUGAUUGUUGUCCAUCUAAAGUAUCAUGAAGUGAUCCUAGGUAUGGACUGGCUUGGAGAGCAUAGGGCCACCCUUGACUGUCGCCGUGGAAGGGUGUUGCGAAUCCCCGGUUAG
Brassica oleracea var. oleracea is the source of this 981-nucleotide messenger RNA. RefSeq lists its product as uncharacterized. The transcript has 4 exons. Gene Ontology annotation, molecular function: nucleic acid binding; zinc ion binding. NCBI's taxonomy places the organism in Eukaryota, Viridiplantae, Streptophyta, Magnoliopsida, Brassicales, Brassicaceae. The record is from RefSeq and is a predicted model, not a curated record. Bases 1 to 981 code for a protein of 326 amino acids.